Messenger RNA from Dimorphilus gyrociliatus, 2629 nucleotides. Lineage: Eukaryota; Metazoa; Annelida; Polychaeta; Dinophilidae. The record is from the annotation of a GenBank genome assembly.
AAUGUAUACAUGGUCAUGGAAUCUAUGGAAAAUACCUAAUGACUUUUUAGUAUUAAAGAUUCUUUUAAGAGAUGUAAAAAGAGGAAAUGACAUUUUUGAUGAAAUAGUUGAACAAAACUUUCAAGGAUUAGAUUACAUUAAUAAAGAUUUUGUUAAAUCAAUGAUUAAGGAAAAGUCUAAAGAAAUAAUCAUCUUUUUAGAUGGUGUUGAUGAAUUCAAUAUUGAUUCUUAUAGUUUUAAAACCUUUAUUUAUGAUCAAAACUGUGAUGUACAAACUGUCUUAUGGUCUAGAAAUUGGAAAGCUAGGCAAAUUCAACACAACUGUGAUCUUAUCUUUCAUUUAAAAGGAUUCGAUUUUGGACAUCUGCUCGAAUUUUUUGGAAAAUGUUUUAAAUAUGGCAACCAAGCCGAGAUUUUCUUUGAAACAGUCAUUGAUAAAAAUACAACACUGCAAGAAUUUUGCAGAGUUCCAUUUUUAGCUAUGAUCAUUUUUCACUUGUGGAAAGAGAAGGGAGAUCUAAACAAUAUGUCUUUAUAUAAAUUAUACAAAAAUAUUGUUGAACUUUUACAAUCAAAGAGGAAAAUCAAUGAAAAUAUUUUAGAUGAAGGUUUAAAAAAUAAAUUUUUUAAAGGUUGUCUUGAAUUUUUACCAGAAAAUACAAAUAAUUUGAAAUUAAGUGAAGAGGAGAUUAAAAUUUUGGAAAAAGUUUAUGGAGGUUUAUUGCAUUUUAUCAUAAAGAAAAAUAGUGUGGAUGAUGAAGUUGAAGUUCAAUUUUAUCAUCUUUCUCUUCAGGAAUAUUUUGCAGCUAAUUAUUUAAUAGAUAAAUACGAAAUGAAUAAUAUGGAAGAAGCUGAUAAGGUUUUAAGUCUAAUGUUUGAGAAAUAUCCUCAAAUGAAACUAUUCAAUGUUCUCAAUUUUCUGAGUGCAAAAUCAGUAGAGCUUGGUGUAGAAAUUUUAACACAAUCCAAAUAUUUUGAAAAAAUGAAUAAAACAGAAUGGAUUUCAGACAGAUUAGAUGACUGUAACAAUAGAUCUUUGCAUUUGAAUGAUGAAGAAAUCAAUCCAUCUCUAUUUCAAUUUUUAGUUCAAAAUGGAAAACUAUCUACACAAGAACUGCAAUUUAAAGCAUGUACUUUUUUGAACUUUGAGUCAUUUUCAAAAUCUCUACAAAUGUCACAGACAAUAACAGAUGUAAAAAUAUCUUCCAAUUUUUAUAUACCUCCUAUCUUUCUUCCAGAAAUGUUAAACUCAUUUUCCAAUGGUGGUAUUCUUUCUUUUUUCUCACUUGAUUGCUUUGACAAGUGGCGUAUUAUCAUUUCAAGAGUUGAAGAGAAAUUUUUUUCCCUGACUGUUAUUCUUGAUCAGAUGAUUGAUGAUAUGCAAAAUUCAUUUGAUAAAUCAUUGGAACAAUGCCAAAUGUUAAAAGCUUUACAUAUUGAAAUAAGUAACAAAUGUUUAAAAGUUUUAAAUGGAACAGUUUUAAAUUCAUUUCUAAAGACUAUACCAAAACUUGAAUAUCUUGACAAUAUUCAUUUUUCAAAACCAGAAUUUGGAAAAAAAUUAUUUUUGGAAAUAUUUAAAAGUUUACCAAAAUCCAUUAAAAAACUUUCUAUUGAAACAUCUGUCUUUAAAUUGGGAACAUAUUCAUUACUUUGUGAUUCUAUGACUAAAAACUCAUCGAUUGAUGGUUGUCCAACAAUUAGUAUUAGUAUAAUUGGAUCAGACUGGAGUUGUAAAGAUGUGAUUUAUUCCAUUCUCUUUGAAAAAGAUGUCUGCAAAACUGAAAAUUCUUCACCAAAUAUGAAAAGGAGGAAAAUAAAUUCUAAUUUUAAUGAAUAUAUUGACAUUUUUUUUCUCUUUCCAAAACCUUGUGUUAGUCAAAUACCUAAAAUUGAAUUGAAGCAGGAAAAUUAUAGUGGCAAUCAUAUUUACUUGAAAAGAAUUGUAGAUCACGAGAUAAUUGAUUGGGAAAAAUUAUCAAAAUCAUAUAUCAGUGUUAAGUUUUUGGGUUUAUUAAAUAGUUUUGAUUGUUUUUAUUUGUCAAAAAUCUUGAACAGUCAUGAUAAUUUAGUAAAAGGAAUCCUGCUAGGAGAUUGUAGAGAGAUGGAAAAUAAUGGUUUUGAAAAAAUCUUUGAAGGACUUAAACCAUCCUGUAACUCAAUUUCAACAAUUGUAUUCCAACAUUGUCCAGAUUCUAAUUUUGAUUAUUGUAAUGUGAUUGGAACUCUUUUAGAAUACUGCUCAAACUUGUCUGCUUUUAAAAUGUCCUUAAAUCAAGAAACUCCUGGUGAAUUUAAAUGCAAAAGUGACCUGAGAAAAAUAAUUGAUGGCUUACAAAUAUCAUGUAUAACACUAAGUGAAAUUGUUUUUCAGAAAUUUUCCAUAACAGAUCAAGAUGGAUAUUUGCUUGGGGAAUUAUUUAAAACAUGUACAUCUUUGAAAGAAAUUAACUUGGAGGAAAGCAAAUUUUAUGAUUCAGCUUUAGAUAGUAUAUUGUUUGCUAUUGAAGAUUGUACAGAGAAUUUAGCAUCAUUCAAAUAUAGUUCAUUCUAUUUAACUAAUUCUCAAAUUGACAAUUUAGAAAUCUUAAAAAAAAAAUCUAAAUAUUUCAGUGAAUUAAUGGAAUGA